GACCGUUAGCCAGAGCCGGUUCUACCCCUCCCCCACUGUACCGAGGCCGAUCCACUCCCACCCCCUCCCCCACUGUACCGAGGCCUAUUCUGUCCGACCGUUAGCCAGGGCCAGUCCCACCCCUCCCCCACUCGAAGCGGGUCCUGUUCUGCUCCUCCCCCACUGCAGCCGAGGUCUCUCCUGUCAGUUCGUUAGCCGGGGCCUGUCCCAUCUUGUCCCUCCCCCCCCUGGAGCCGGGGCCUGGCCAUCCGUGAGCCGGGGCCUGUCGCACUGCCAGAAGAUUGUCACUGAGCUUGAUUACAGCAACACUGCCAAUACACACCAAAAAUAUCAAUAGGAGAAACUAUUGCUGUUGGAAUACUGAUAACCAAGAGAUUACUGAACGUGAAAUUGACAGCGCAAGUACCUGAGUGUUCCGCAACAUUCACAUCACCUGCCCAGAUUUCUUUAGGACGUAUUAACAUAACCAAAGAGAUCUUGGAUUUAUCAAACUCACCAAAAUAGUUUGUAACAAUGAGUGAAUUCUGGUUAUGUUUUAACUGCUGUAUUGCAGAACAACCACAGCCAAAAAGGCGAAGGCGGAUAGACAGGAGUAUGAUCGGAGAGCCAACAAAUUUUGUUCACACAUCACACAUGGGGGCCGGAGAUAUGUUUGGGGAUCGAAUGAGCUCCAUGAUUGAUGUACAUGGCCAAAUGCAAUCUAAGGGUGGCUACAGUGACGCAGUGCCAAUUAGUAUUCAAACAAUGCAACUUAUCGAUACUGCAGCGGCAUAGUGUUACUUGACUAACUAGUUGCAUAACUCAGGUAAAUCCAUUAAUUCCUCUGUCUUCCUUAAAGUAUUCAUCUGAAUCAUUGCCUCUCCCUGUCAACUAAGCCAAGAUGAAGUUUUUGCUUUGAGUAUUAAAGGACUUUGCAUCGUGUUAAAGGUGACCACAUUCCUUCCAGAGAAACCUGUUGCUCCUCUUACCAGCUUAGAUGUACAGAGAAACUGCUCCUUGUAUUUCUUGAACUGAACUGUAUGUUUUUUUUUUGUAAGAUUGCCUGAAUCAAUAAAAUUGAAGAUGUUUUUGGCAA
Molecule: messenger RNA, 1075 nt
Organism: Hemiscyllium ocellatum (epaulette shark)
Lineage: Eukaryota; Metazoa; Chordata; Chondrichthyes; Orectolobiformes; Hemiscylliidae
Product: CDC42 small effector protein 2-like
Exons: 5
Coding region: 514-774 (86 amino acids)
Biological process (GO): regulation of Rho protein signal transduction
Cellular component (GO): plasma membrane
Molecular function (GO): small GTPase binding
Source: RefSeq, a predicted model, not a curated record